Messenger RNA from Ceutorhynchus assimilis (cabbage seed weevil), 2979 nucleotides. NCBI's taxonomy places the organism in Eukaryota, Metazoa, Arthropoda, Insecta, Coleoptera, Curculionidae. The record is from the annotation of a GenBank genome assembly.
AUGUGGUUAGCUUAUGUACAAGAAACUCCAACCUACAGCUUGACAACAGCAGUUGAAAAUUUGGCACAACUUUUUGGAAAUUUGGAAUUUGACGCGGAGCAUGAAGCUAAUUGUGGAUUUGAAAGGUUCAAAACGAUCGAAGAAUGUAUGGAACUUGCAAGAAAAUAUAGCAAAGCGGAGGAGGCUUGUAAUACCUACUUACAUACUUUGGAUCUGACAACAUUCCUUACUACCAUAAAACACAUGGAUUUUGCUCAUUUUUUAGAUAAGGUGAAAAGAAAAUCAGUGAGAGAAAAAUAUCAUAAUUUGAAACUAGCAAGCACGACAACACAAUCACAAUUGGAACAAACCUAUAAACCAAUAACAGAACCACUAAAACAACUAAUUUCUACUAUAAGUGAACCGAUAGUACUGAAAGAAGAACCCUUUAGUUUAAAAGAAGAAUUUGUAACACCAAAAAAAAAAUACGAAACUUCAACACCAAGCAAACAGAGAAUAGUUCGAAAAACAGGAAAAACUCCCAUUUUACGAUCAGAGAUACCAUCAUUUUUUGAUACUAGUGUUGCUUCUGUUAGUCAAUUUCCUUCUAUACAGGAAACAACUGUUUUAGCUGAAACUAGUCCUUUUCCAAAAGGUAGUACUAGUGAAAGUUUAAAUUUGUCCGAUAUAUUGGAACAAACUAAGCAAUCAAUUAAAAAUUAUAUAGAAUCUUACCAAGUGUAUUUGUCAGAUUUUCAUAAAUUACCUAGAUCCUAUAUUGAUGGAAGCGUAAGGGAUACAGAACAUAAAUUCGAUCAUAAUUAUGGAGUAGUUCAUGAUAUUGAUGGUGAAAAUUUUUUUCUGGGUCUAACACAAAAACCCGUGAAAAUAGUUGGUAAAAAUAUUGUAGUAGAGGGUAGAACUUAUGAGGGUACUGUGGGUUUAUACGAAUUACUUUUUAAAAAGGAACCUGUUGGCUUCAAACCCAAAGAUUUGGAUAAUUAUAUGGACAUUUUGAAAAUAAGAAAUGCAUACCGUAGAAAUAAUGACCCCAAUGAACAAGUUCAAGGAACCGCAUCUACAAAAUAUAUUACAAUUAUAGGUCCAUAUCUUCAAAAGAAAGGAAUUACAAAAUCUAAAACAAUAAAUCCCAACUUGAAAAAAGACCUAACUUAUUUUGGAAAAAAAAUAAAUGAAGAUUUUGAGAAUAGAUUAAAACAGGAUGUGAUUAAUGUUAAUGAAAGGUUGAAUGAAAAUGAUGUAAAAAUCGAAAAUACUGCAAAAAAAAUUAAGCUUUUUGAAAAUGAUUUAAAAAAAGACAUUAUUGAUUGUAGUGCAUCAACAAAAAAAAAUUAUGAAAAGCUAACAAAAUUUGAAGGUGAUAUUGAAACAAUAACAAAAUAUCAUAAUGAUGUUAUUGAUUUGAAAAAUUAUUUUGAAACCGAAAUAACAAAAUUAAAAACAUACAUGAAUGAAACAUCAAAAAUCGAUAGUGUUCAAAAAAGCAUAGAAGAUAAUCUCAAAUUAAAAUUUGAAAAUUUUUCAACCAAAGUUUAUGAUAGAGUUACGAAAGAAGUAAAGUACUUCAAAAAUAAUCAUGAUAAUAUUGAUAAAAAUAUAAAGCGCUUGGACAGAACUUCAAAUUUAAAUGCACUACUACGAAAAAAAAAUACUGACGAUAUCGCAUUUAUAAAGGAGCAAUUAAACACAAUUUUGACACAAAUUCCAAAGCUAACAUCGAUACAAAGUUCAAGUGAAGAAGAAGUACGUAAUCUUAAAAUUAAAAUAAAUGACAUUGAAAUGAAUACUAAAGAAAUUACUGACUUCAAAAAUCAAUUAAAUAAUAUUUCAUUGGACAUUUCGAGAUUGUCAUCUGUACAAAAUUCAAAGAUGGAAGAACAACUGAAACUCACAACCGGAAUUACUGAAAUAAAAUCGAUUAUCAAAGUGAUUACCGACCUAGAAAAUCAAUUCAAGAUUAUUUCAAUGAAAGUUUUAGAUUUGGGAAAAAAAAUUGAUGAAAUAAAAAAUCUAAAGGUUGAUGAAGACGUAGAGUUCAAAAUUGAUCAAAAAGUUGAACAAAUUAGAAAAUAUGGAACCAAGGAUAUUGAAUUAUUAAAAGAAAAAUUAAAUACAAUUUUAUCACAAGUUUCAGAAUUGUCUUUUACACAAAUUUCAGGCAAAAAAGAAAUAGAACAGCUUAAAAUUGAUAUUGAUGACAUUAAAAUCAACACUAAAGGAAUUACUGAUUUCAAAAAUCAAUUUAAUAAUAUUUCAACAGAAAUUUCCAAGUUUUCCUUAAUGCAAAAUUCAAACAAAGAAGAAAUACUAAAACUUGAAACUCAAUUGACAAAGAUACAACUGGUUACUAAAGUUGUUACCGACCUAGAAAAUCAAUUCAAGAAUAUUUCGAAGGAAAUUUUAAAUUUAGGUAAAAGAAUUGAUGAAAUAAAAAAUCUAAAAAUUGAUGUAGAUUCCAAAAUUGAUCAGAAAGUUGAAAAAAUUGAAAAAGAUAUUCAGUUAUUAAGAGAAUAUGUUGAAAAUGAGGACAAAAAAUUGAAUGUGGGUAUUAAAAAAAUAAAUGAAACUAUGGGAACCAAAAUUAAAGAAAUAAUAAUUGAAAAUCUCAAAGCAGAAAUUGCACAAGUGAAAGAUAAAAUUGAAAAUAUAAGUACAGCUCAACUAGACAAAGUAAAUAAUCUUCUCAAUGGACAAAACCUGGAGGAAGUAUCGUUGACAAAAAGAUGGUUGAUAUUUUCUAUUCAAUCUACAAUUCCAACUAUAAUUAAGAAAUUAAAUGAAGAAUUGAAGAAAAUAGAAGAAGAAGGGUUAGGUGAUGUCGAGAAUAGAACAAUUAAAUAUCUAAGAAUCCACGUUAAAGAUUGUCUUGAUAAUAUAAAUGGAGAAAUUGACAAAAUAUUUGAAUAUUUAAAGGAAACAGAUGAAAAAAUCAUGAUUAAUAAAUUGGAAAAAUGGGUGGAAUCUUACAAAAGCUAUUAG